AUGCUUCCAUACGAAGAAGCCUUGACCCGCGAGUUCUCCGUUCCCUCCUCCAUCCGCCACCGCGAAUCCAACAUCAGAUCUCAAGCUGGGCAACCCACCCCCAAGAAACAGUUCUACAACACUGGCGCUCAUUUCCUCUGGAUUGGCGAUCGCACUCGCCAACUCACCCAUGCUCACAUCGAGUACUUCAGGGGUAUCCGCAACCCAAUCGGUGUUAAAGUGGGACCGAGCAUGGCCAACGAGGAGUUGGUUCGCUUGCUUGACAUUGUCAACCCUGACAAGGAGGCUGGAAGGGUUACGUUGAUCACUCGAUAUGGCGCAAAGAAGAUCGAUGCCCAUCUCGCCUCACAUAUCACCGCAGUUCAAGAAUCUGGACACCCUGUCGUCUGGGUCUGCGAUCCCAUGCAUGGAAAUACCCACACCUCCUCCAACGGCCUCAAGACCCGAAGCUUCGGGUCUAUCAUCGAAGAGCUUACCUCGUGUCUCCGCAUUCACACCGCCUGCAACUCUCGUCUCGGUGGCGUCUCUCUCGAAUUCACCGGCGAACUCAACGACGAGGGGUUCAGUGUCACCGAAUGUACCGGUGGAUCCAUGGAGCUGAGCGAGGACGAGCUUGGCUUGAGGUACCAGAGUUUCUGUGAUCCGAGGUUGAACUUUGAGCAAAGCUUAGAUGUCGCGUUCUUGCUUUCGAACCAUUUCAAGCAGGAGAGGAAGGAGCAAGCGCAGGCUGCGAAGAACGCCGCCAAUCCUAGCCGCGAUGUCCUUUUUGCUGAAUUGGGUGGUCGCACUCCCGCUGAACGCGUUUAA
Coprinopsis cinerea okayama7#130 is the source of this 807-nucleotide messenger RNA. RefSeq names its product phospho-2-dehydro-3-deoxyheptonate aldolase. Gene Ontology annotation, biological process: aromatic amino acid biosynthetic process. The transcript has 5 exons. Gene Ontology annotation, molecular function: 3-deoxy-7-phosphoheptulonate synthase activity. The record is from RefSeq and is a predicted model, not a curated record. The coding region runs from base 1 to 807 and encodes 268 amino acids. NCBI's taxonomy places the organism in Eukaryota, Fungi, Basidiomycota, Agaricomycetes, Agaricales, Psathyrellaceae.